Messenger RNA from Eruca vesicaria subsp. sativa (arugula), 2181 nucleotides. The record is from the annotation of a GenBank genome assembly. NCBI's taxonomy places the organism in Eukaryota, Viridiplantae, Streptophyta, Magnoliopsida, Brassicales, Brassicaceae.
CCAAAGUAGACGAUGGUGAGGAGAGGUGUGGGCGGAGGAAGUAUAAGGAGAGAUUUGAAAAAAGCAAUGGAUUCGUGCGGGAAGGAUUUAUCUACUGUGGAGGAAAUCGUGGACGACCUCCGUUCCAGGAACGGUAAAUAUGCGAGGAUGAAACGUCAAGGACUUGCCGACAACGUCAGACAUGUCCUUAAUGCCCGAAACAAGAACAACAAGCGUGCGAAAGAGGAAGAGGAAGACGAUUCUGAUGGUAAGAUGAAGAAACAGAGACGUCUAGAAGAAGACAAGUCAGUUUCUUCUUCUUCUUCUUCUUGGUCGGACGACAGUGGCGGCCAUAUCUCGGACGCUAUAAACAGCGAGAAGGUGAGUCCAAUGGUUAAUAUGAUGAAUGAAAGCUUGAGAAAUAAGUACGCUAAGAUGAAUAGCCCCUCCGCCAAGAAACCAAUUGUUGCUGAGAAGAAUGUCCAAGUUACCACCGACAAAGGAAUGACUAGAGUAGGACCUACUUUUAAAGACUUUGGUGGGAUUGAAAAUGUGUUGGAAGAUUUGCGUGACUAUAUUCUGUCCCCUCUCCUCAACCCUCAACCGUAUGACAAGAUUGGAGUGAAGCCACCAAGCGGGAUUCUAUUCCAUGGACCACCUGGCUGUGGAAAGACUCGGUUGGCCAAUGCCGUCGCCAACGAAGCUGGUGUUCCCUUUUAUCAGAUUUCAGCCACAGAUGUUGUUUCUGGUACGUCUGAAAACAAUAUUAGAGAGAUCUUCUCUAAAGCAUACAGGACUGCGCCUUGUAUUGUGUUUAUUGAUGAGAUUGAUGCAAUUGGAUCCAAGAGAGAGAACCAGCAAAGGGAGGUGGAUAAGCGGAUAGUAACACAACUAUUGACUUGUAUGGAUGGGCCUCCUCCCGGGGGAGAUACUGGUGGUGGAUAUGUUAUUGUCAUUGGAGCUACUAAUAUGCCUGAUGCUCUUGAUCCUGCUCUGAGAAGGGGUAAGCGAUUUGGGCGUGAGAUUGCUCUAAAAGCUCCUGAUGCAGCUGCCAGGGCUGAGAUACUCUCCCUCGUAGCACAUAGACUUAGACUUGAAGGUUCCUUUGACAUGAAAACAAUCGCUGGCUUAACACCAGGUUUUGUUGGAGCUGAUUUGGAGGAGUUAGCCGACAUGGCUGGCAGUAUUUGCAUAAAUAGGAUCAUGGAUUCAAGAAAACUGCUACUGUCCGGUGGUGACAGUGAUGAUGAUAGAUCUUGGCUGAGGCAGCCCUGGUCAGAGGAAGAGUUGGAAAAGCUCUUUGUCACAAUGUCUGAUUUUGAGGAAGCGGCCAAGUUAGUUAAGGGGUCUUUAACUCGAGAAGGUUUCUCUACCGUGCCUGAUGUCACAUGGGGUGAUGUUGGUGGACUUGGUCACCAACGGGGUGAACUCAACGAUUACAUAGUCAGGCCUAUCAAAUAUCCAGAGGUGUUUGAGAAAUUUGGAACGAAGUUAGAGACAGGUUUCUUGCUCUAUGGACCACCGGGUUGUGGAAAGACUUUGGUUGCAAAGGCAGUUGCAAACGAGGCAGGAGCUAAUUUCAUACACAUCAAGGGUCCAGAACCUCUAAGUAAAUACGUUGGAGAAAGCGAGCGUGCUAUUCGGACCUUGUUUCAGCGUGCCCGGGCAAGCUCACCGUGUGUAAUCUUCUUUGAUGAGGUGGAUGCUUUGACAACAAGGCGUGGCAGAGAAGGUGAUUUGGUUGUUGGUGGUCUUAAGAACCAGUUUCUCGCUGAACUGGACGGUGGAGAUAGACGUAACGUUUAUGUCAUCGGAGCUACGAACAGGCCAGAUGUGAUGGAUCCUGCUUUCUUGAGACCAGGUAGGUUUGGGAGUCUUGUGUACGUACCCCUCCCUAACGCGGAUGAGCGUGUUUCGAUUCUAAAAUCUAUUGCAAAGAAGAGACCCAUACAUCCUAGUGUUGAUCUGGAUGCCAUUGCAAACAAGUACUGUCAAGGUUUCAGCGGAGCUGAUCUCGCUAACCUGAUGGACAAAGCUAUAAACGAGGCAACGAAGGAGAAGUUCGUAGAUAUGGAUUUAAGUGAUUGCACCAUCAAGAUGACUCAUUUCAAGCAAGCUUUGUCCUUAGUCACACCAUCUGUCAGCAAAAAGCAAAUAAAACACUACGAGAAACUACGGAAGAAGCUACAAAGCAGCACCUGA